Carassius gibelio (silver crucian carp) is the source of this 1585-nucleotide messenger RNA. Its product is annotated as tumor protein p63-regulated gene 1-like protein. The record is from RefSeq and is a predicted model, not a curated record. NCBI's taxonomy places the organism in Eukaryota, Metazoa, Chordata, Actinopteri, Cypriniformes, Cyprinidae. The transcript is spliced from 6 exons. The coding region runs from base 136 to 1005 and encodes 289 amino acids. Gene Ontology annotation, cellular component: cytoplasm.
CACGUCCCUGUGUUCAUAUCACGGAAUAACUCGGAAGCAGGAAAUAUUAGGAGUUACUGGUGCACCUGACGCCCGAGAAAAAGCGUCUAGUAAAAUCAUAGCAGGUUGAUUUAAUUAUUGCAGCCAGCGGUCACUAUGUCAGAGAAAGAUGAAGAGACAUUCAAGUCUGUGGACUUGGAGCAGCAAACUGAAAAGUCUCCGGAACCAGAAAUCAAUCCUCAAGAAUCUCCUAGUGAAACAGACAGAGAAAUAGACAAACCCAGCACACCACCUGCUGAGGCCAAAGUGGAAACCACACCCUCGACCUCUACAAAGACUUCAACAGUCAAAGCUAGAUGGACAUCAUCUGUGGAACAGUUUAAAUUGAAGAGAUUUUUUGUCCUCAGGCCUGGAACGUUGAGCCAUGGUAUUGAAGAUGUUAAAUCUCUGGUAAACCCCACAGAAGAUGGUGCUGUCCAGAGUGUCUGGCUCAUGGCUGAGAUUGAUCAUUGGAACAAUGAGAAGGAGCGUUUGGUGCUCAUCACAGAGAACACCCUCCUCAUCUGCAAAUAUGAUUUUGUCAUGCUUAACUGUGAGCAGAUUCAAAAGAUAUCACUCAACUUCAUUGACCGCAUCUUCCAUGGUACCUUCUGCUUUCCGCCACAUACCCUCCUGAAGAGAGAAGGUGAGGGUGUGCGGGUGUUUUGGGAUAAACUCAGAGAACCGUCUUUCACUUCCCGCUGGAAUCCGUUUUCUGUUGACUAUCCUUUCACUACAUUCACCUAUCACCCUGUCAAGAGUGCCAAUGAGGAGCUGGGUCGCCUGUGUGAUAUUGAAAACUUCAGGGAGCAGCUGACUUUGGCAGCACAGAAUGCCCACAGCAAGAAUCCUGUACCUGGGAAAGCCAACGGAGUUCUUGUGCUGAACCAACCUAUCCUAAUCGAAACAUACGUGGGUCUGAUGUCUGUCAUUGGCAACCAAAACAAGCUGGGCUAUUGCUUAGCACGAGGCAACAUUGGUUUCUGAGUGCACUUUGUGAGUCUUCCAGUGAUGGUUUACACUAAGUAAUUCUCUUAUACCAGCUUGGCAUGUGUAACUAAUACUUAUAAUAAGAUACUUAGGAUAUUUGAAAUCAAGGAACAUGUAUCAUUUGUAUUCCUAAAAUACAUUCAAUAUCCAUCAAACCUUUUAGUCUCAUCUAGUUAUACUGCCCCAAAAUCUUUUUAAAUAACAAUGUCAGUUGGGUCAUUUCCUUUGGGUUGUGUCAUGACAUAGAAAAUAUGUUGUCCCUCCUCCUACGACUUCCUGUGUAGAAAUAUCUUGUUUUUAGUUUUGUUAUUUCCCUGCAGGAUCUGAUUCAUCGGCUAUGUGAUUUGUAAAGUGCCUUUACUUUCUGUAUUUAUGCUGAUAUUCUACCUCAUCACAGGGCUUCUUACAGAGCAACUGAUGCAUGAAGGUACACUUCACUAUUAUUACAGUCGAACAGAGAGCUGGAUUUUCCCUCAUUUUGUAAUGACUACAUUUGCUUAGUCGUCUUGAUUUGUUUCUACAGCAGAAUGUCAAACAUAUUGUGAAGUCUUUUUAAAAAUAAAUGCUUAUACAGAAA